Messenger RNA from Caenorhabditis remanei, 1155 nucleotides. RefSeq lists its product as uncharacterized. Gene Ontology annotation, cellular component: membrane. The transcript is spliced from 8 exons. The record is from RefSeq and is a predicted model, not a curated record. Bases 1 to 1155 code for a protein of 384 amino acids. Lineage: Eukaryota; Metazoa; Nematoda; Chromadorea; Rhabditida; Rhabditidae.
AUGAACCUUACCGUACUUGCCGAGCUCAUUGAGCUGCGAGCCAAAGCUGAAGCUGAAUUGCUAUGCGCUCACUAUGAGACAUAUACACCUGUUCGAUUUGUCCUAAUCACGAUUGCAACAGUUAUAGCUUGUCUUGGCACGAUGGGAAAUAUUUUAUUGCUGAUAGUAUUUUCAGCCAAACAGAUCUCCAACACUCCAGCCACUUUGUAUCCAUCUGUACUAGCAUGUCUGGAUUUUGCAAUUUGCUUUGAAUACAUUCUUCUGUUCGGAGUGGACGCUUUAGUCAGCUACUUGAAAAUUGAGAGCUUAUUCAAACUCUAUUAUGUCUACAUCGUUCCUGCCUACGUGAUGGCUCGAAUCACUCAGCUGGCUAUCCCUUAUAUGCUCAUUUUCGCCACACUUGAACGCCUCUUCUGGACGUCUAAGAACAAAAGCAAUUUAUUGAAAGCAUUUCACUCAUCUACUGGACGUCAUAUCACUGUUAUAGUUUCGCUGGCGAUGUGUAUUUUAUUGAGAUCACCAAGUGCAUUUGCAAUUAAAGUCGAUGAUUAUCCUAAUUGUCCAGACUUUUUUAGAACUAAAACUACAAAUCCAAGAGAAUGGGCUCAAGAAAGUGGACUAUAUCACUUCUUCGAUUUCCAAGUAAUGACCAUUGCUCAAACUCUUGUUCCAUUUGUUCUGCUAGUGGGUCUCAAUUUGAUUAUUGUGAGAAGAAUGUGCUCGGAUAGUGUGCAAAAAGAGAAGCAACAAGAACCAGCGGAAGUUCAUUUCCAAGAGGAAAGACUUUUGACCCAAAUCACUCCAGUUCAUAAGUCUUCGACAUCAAUGGGUCUCUCAUUUCCUCCGCUCAAAAGUAUGUCUCCAGCAGUACGAAGUGCUGUUUUCACAAUGGCAGCUAUCGUAACUUCAUAUCUUAUCUCAAAUAUUCUCCAUCUCAGUCUAACUGUUUUAGAAAGAUCUGGACAUGCAAUUCUAAAAUCAGAAGAGGAUCCUCUGAUGUCUUCAACAUUUCACACAUUCUUCUCUGACUUGGUCUCUUUCGUAUACAUGUUCACUUCAGCCAUUCGAAUUGUCAUUUACUACACUUGCAAUCCCAAAAUACGAGGAGAUCUUAUUGACUUUUUCGCUAAUCGAAAGAACGCUGUCUAUCUAUAA